Molecule: messenger RNA, 1686 nt
Organism: Melitaea cinxia (Glanville fritillary)
Lineage: Eukaryota; Metazoa; Arthropoda; Insecta; Lepidoptera; Nymphalidae
Product: akirin-like
Exons: 5
Coding region: 258-857 (199 amino acids)
Biological process (GO): positive regulation of transcription by RNA polymerase II; positive regulation of innate immune response
Cellular component (GO): chromatin; nucleus
Molecular function (GO): transcription coregulator activity
Source: RefSeq, a predicted model, not a curated record
UUUGACGAACAGCGGAAAAGUCAUUCGAGUUGGAUUUUGGAUUUGGAACGGAGAGAUUGGAGUUGUAUCGAAUAAUCAGAAAUUUUUACAGAAAUCAUAGUAUUUAUUUAUUUAUUAAAACCUAUUUUUAAAUUUUAGUGCUAUUUUUUGUUAAGGUAUAACAUUAUUUUUGUUAAAUUUGGUUCAUUUACCGUAAGCAAAAAUAUAUUUGUUCCAUCGAAUCGUAAUAAAGGCCGUUCGCUGGGCGUAAAAAGAAAAUGGCGUGUGCUACUCUUAAAAGAAACCUGGAUUGGGAAUCUUCGGCACAGCUACCAUCUAAAAGGCGAAGAUGUGCUUUAAUUGCUGCUAGCUCAAGUACAAGUCCUGGCAUAAAAGUAUCGGAAUCUUCCAAAAGUUCUAGUUCUGUAUUUGGAGAGACCGUUAGUGCAUCUGUAAAAUUGACCCCAGAACGCAUGGCACAGGAAAUUUACAAUGAGAUGAAAAGGCUUCAACGUCGCCGGCAGCUGAAGCUUGCAUCGGGGGUUGCAGCGUCUUGCUCUUCGUCUAGUGGAAGUGAAGGUGAUACCUCGCCACCUCAUCAUUCGCACGCCACACAAGGAACUAAGAUUCAUCACAGGGCGCUCUUCACAUUUAAACAGGUGCGUCUUAUCUGUGAGCGUAUGCUUCGCGAGCAGGAGGUUGCGCUGCGUGCUGAGUAUGAGUCUGUGUUGAGCAACAAGCUCGCCGAGCAGUACGAGGCAUUUGUACGCUUCAAUAUUGAUCAAGUUCAGCGCCGACCACCUCCGUCUACUUGCAUUCCUUUUGGAAUGGACGCUGAAAAUAUGCAUCAGGAUCUUGUACCCAGCUAUCUGUCCUAAUAAAAAAGGAGAUGCGUCCUACAUUGAAAAAUAUCAAGACAAACAUAUUUUGGUAUAUGUGAAUAAGCUUAGUGUAACCUAAUGAUGGAUAUGUACAUUGUGAGUGGAAUUUAACUGUGACUGAUAUUGUGGGUUGUUGCCUGUUAAAUAUCAAUACAGUAUUAAAAAAAAAAACUUAAAAUUGUUUGAAGGGACAGCCAAUAUUAAUGGGUUGGCCUAUAUAAAAACUGUCUUACCCAUAUAUCCACAAUAUUAACUGAGAUAAAUUCCAUGGAUUGGUCAUACUACAUAAAUAUAAAAUUAGCUUAUAAUGCUUAGUUAAGAUUUGCAGCAUAAUUGUGUUCAUAGACUGAGAAAAUUCACAAGGAUUGUGAGGAAAGAUGGUUGAAACAAUGGGAAUUUGUUUGACCAUACUAUACUAACUAUAAUUCGCCUUUUUUUAGUAGGAGAUCCGAACUAGAGACAAAGUUCACCCAUCUGCUUAUCGGAUGUAAAAUAAUUUAAUAUUUAUUUUAGAUUAGGAAAAUAAUCCCGAAAGAGUUGCCUGAAAAAUCCCAGCCAGUCUAUAUUUAAUUUAAUAUUGAAAAAUUAAUUUUUAUUUAAAAAUGUACCCACAAGUUUAAAGAAUAAAUUUGAUAUCAACCAAUAGUAUGAAGCCUGUAGAAAAUUUAAAUAUUGGGUUGUAUAUUAAUAUAUGAAGGGUCAACUGCAAUAAUGAUGAAUGUCUUUUGUUUUUAAAUAAUUGGGUUUAAAAUUUACCAACGUUGUAAAAAAACUCAGACAUGAAGAUUGUAAAAUGUUGUUUAUUAAAGUUAAAGUAUAGGCAUAA